Molecule: messenger RNA, 1657 nt
Organism: Haliotis rufescens (red abalone)
Lineage: Eukaryota; Metazoa; Mollusca; Gastropoda; Lepetellida; Haliotidae
Exons: 2
Coding region: 771-1361 (196 amino acids)
Source: RefSeq, a predicted model, not a curated record
GUUGUGCUUUCUCUCUCACGCUACAAGCCUAACCCUAUGGAAAAGAAACACAAGGGUCGGUCCAGUUUGGAAAAAAAUUGAGACUCAGACCAGACACUGGAACGGACCAAUCAGAAAGCAGGACCUCCGUGGCUUUUAAUACGACCGACGCUCUCCGGUCAUCACUUUUCACUGAACGGACCGAGCAACAACAUCGUCCCUCUGAUUGAUGUUCCUCACGUUGUGUUGGUUGUUGGCGUUUUAUCUGGAAGAAACACGUGUUUGGAGAGAGUACCAUCAAGUGUUGACGCACCUCCAUGAAGACUUGGAAAGAAACAACAACAACAACGAACAGAACAUCCGGACAACAUCAUGUCGAACAACAUGUCGAAACGCUUGAAUGACAAGACACGAAGCGACAUGAGUGGCCAAGGAAGCAGUGGAGAUGGGAGCGGUGAAAUGACUGCUGAACUGUGGGGUGAAGUGUACGACUUGCUGUGUUUAAAGAUGAAGACCGACGACGCGUACGCCAAGUUACGUACGAAGGGCGACGACAUGAUGUGCGAACAGAUACGUUCAAAGAUGAGGAAGCUGACUGAACCCCAGAAAGGAACAUCGAAGAAGACGUUAAAGAAGAUCCAGAAGAAAAAGACGAGCAAACCCACAGCAGUUGUUGUCCCCACAGCAGCAGCAACAACACCCACCACCACCACCACCAAAGCGCCAGUCACCACCACCACCACCACAGCAGCCACAGCAACAUUGCAGCAGCGACAACAGACACCGAAACGAUGGGGACAUCCUUUUUGAAACCUGCAACACCUGCAACUUCUGCAAAAAGACGAUCACGGAAGAAAUUAUCUCUGAAGAUCUCUCCUCAAGAACAGCUGACCCCUGAUGUCAGUUCAGCCCAGACCAUGCUAGAACAGUGGUGGGAACAAACACCUCGGGAGCCCACCUAUUCACCGAAUGCCCCUGUGACGAUGGCGACGGGUGACCUCGAUGAUCAUGAAGCGCUCAAGCUGGCCACUCUCCCUUCCAUGGAUCUGGACACGCUCCCCCUGCUUGAGGCUUCUUGGUCACCAGCAUCACCGGAAGAUGUUCAUGUCUACUCCUCAGGUAUGCCCAUGGUUUGCGACGAUGAUGAUGAUGAUGACAACCUUGACCUGGAUCCUUAUGGAGAAGCUCAACUCACUCCCCUACAACGCGAAUUUCGUGUUUGCCGACACAACAACAUGUUAAGAUACAUCAGUUGCAACAGCGGGCAAGUGAUGUGUCAUGCCUGUGGUCUGGAGCUCAUAGACUGUACUUGUAUGUUGACCUAUGACAGCAUAGUGACACAUGACAUGCCUAUCGCAUCUGAGGAUCACAUCUUAUGGUGAUCCUCCUCUUCACUCGAAGAACUUUACAACACGUAAGCUGCAACCGUGAUCAAGUGAUGUGUCAUGUCUGUUUCAUGGAGGCCAUAGACUGUACGUGUUGAACGGAUGGACCUCUCACAUGUUUGAGGGAGGACCACCUCUUAUGGGAUUGAAGAUAGAAGAGCUUGAAGAUGAAAGAGGAAAACGUUGUCGCGUUUUUGUUGUUGUUGUUGUUGUAGGGACAUGCAAAGCACUCCCUCCUCCAUUGACUUUUCGUAUUUCCAUUGUAUCUGGUUGUGAUUGUUUUUUCCAUUAUU